Molecule: messenger RNA, 2697 nt
Organism: Serendipita indica DSM 11827
Lineage: Eukaryota; Fungi; Basidiomycota; Agaricomycetes; Sebacinales; Serendipitaceae
Source: the annotation of a GenBank genome assembly
AUGUCUGCGCACAUGGAACCCACGCGAACCUUUCUUCUCUCCCUCUUUGCACCUCUGCUCUCUCGACACUCUACCGAGCUGGCCCAUCCACAGUUUGUCAACUGUCACACUGUCUUUAUCCAAACACUGACGCUAUUGCAGACCAGAGGGAUGGAGAAUGCCAGAAAUAGGGGUGCGACCGUGCGGAGUUUGAAUUCGACAUCGGUCCCCCCCAAGCGACCGUCUAUUGUUAUUGCCACGUCGGAAACAGGAGCCACACGUGCUGAUGACUCUUCAAGCAUCUCUAGAACAAACGUACACACCGACGACAGCUCUCCUCUGUCCGCCUCGUCGCAGAACAUCACCACCGCUCUCCCUUUCAAACCCGCAAACGUCGUCCCUCAACAAAGUGAACCCCAAGAGCCCUCUGGACCCAGCCGAAAGGGAAAGCCCCUUGUUCGCGCGGGCGACCUUGUCGUUGUGGCUGUAGACCCCAUUCGGACCCUACAGCCACUGUUUGAAGACGACGAAGAUGUGGAGAAGAGUGCCUAUGUCUUGGGGGAUCAAACACGGCAAUACCUUGCGUUUGUGCGCAGCGUCGAACGUUCAUCGACAGCCCUCGCCACGGGUGUACCCUCCAAGGCAGACGAGCAAAACCCCAACGCUCUCACCGUAGAAGAAGAUGCCACAAUUCGAAGACCCUCUGUUGGUUCUACAAUUACGGGUAUUCCUCCUCCACUCAAAACACCAAUGCCGUCGACCACGACCACCAUACACCUCAACCUCCUACACACCAGCCCGCCAACGAGGUCAAGAUAUGACACUGUGGACGAAAUGAUGAGCGUCCCUCUUGCUUUGCCGCAAGGAAAGUCCCAGCCUUCUGUCCACGACAGGACACCAUUGCAAGUGCGCAAUGGGCAGCUCCUUCCCUUUCAAGAGCUCUACGCCCAUACCAUCAUGGAUGCCUAUGCCAUCAUUUCCGACACUCAACCAGUCAGUCACCCCGUGUCGCGUAAACGACGAGGGAGGGUGUCGAUACCGCUUCGGGAACUCAAGCGAUAUGACGAAUUUCAGUCCGCGGACAAAAUACGCGAGUCUACUCAAUCCUCGUCGGUCCCUACAUCCCGACACUCUCUGGACGGUGCAGGACCAGACGCUCUAUCACAAGAAGACUACGACGACGUAUCACCCGGAGAUGAACUCGACGAUCAGUUUCGUCUAUCGACCGUCAUCUCUGCGCUCAGUAUAGGCGAAGAGUAUACCUUUGGAAUGGAAAUUGAAGAUGAGCUAGGGCGCAGGACGCCGUCAUCCACAGUCUCUGCCCACUAUGCUCACCUCCUUGGUAUGGACGGUGUUCGAAGGAAAAGCGCGGGCUCUUCGAAGCGUGGUGGGGGAACGCCAACGCAAAUGGGACCGUCUGCUUGGCGACCUUUGGCAAGAUCACCCUCUCAGCGAAGUCGACAACAACAGCAGCAGCAGCAGCAACAGCAACAACAGCGCGGGGAUCAUCCUGCUGUACCUCGUCUCCCUCAAGGACUUGACAGUGCCACGGUUGCUCGAGUACAAUCACCGGUUGCCAACUCCGACCCAGUAUCCCCCCAAUCUGCAGAUUCGAUACCGAAUGGUCGUCCUUCAACCAGUGAUUCCAUGUCUGCCUCGGCCUCGGAGUCAAGGGAGACAACUUUGGCAUCACAGCCGAGUACUGCCGCCACCAGCCUUCAUUCAGAAGCGAGUGUGUCCUCAUCCUGCUGCUCUUCUUCACCAAACGAGACAGAGGAAGAGACAACACAGGACGAGGCCUCGCCGCUGGCAGAGGACGAGCUGCCGGCUGUCCGUAAAUGCGAGCUAGGGGGAGGCCUCGGAUCGCAAAAACCAGAGAGUCGACAAUGCGCCAUUCACGUAUCCAUCAGCCUUGACCUAGAUACCUUCUGCUCCGAAUCGCCAGAACUGGAGGAUCCUCGACUGUUUUUUGAAGAGCUCAAAAUUCUGAGAGCUCUCGAACGGUCAUCAGACAUGCGGUACAUCUCCCGUCUGCGGGAGAACAAUGCAGAGAGAGUAAUGGCAUGGCGAAGCACUAUGGACCCCGAGCCCACGUAUUCAACGCCCGAAUUGGACACACCUUUGAGUGUCCGGCCCAAAACACCACCGCAUUCCUUGACAGUGAACAUCUUCUCCUCCCUCAACCCGUUCGCCUCUGUCCCUUCGACGCCUACCCAUACCAAUGGCUACACAAACGUCAGUUCUUUAUCUCCAUCCACACCCAAUACCUCCAAGUUUUCUCCAUAUCCGACAUCCCCAAGCAAUCGCUCUUCGUUCUUGCCGUUUGCAAAGCGUCAGUCUCUUGGCGGGCAUGCGCACAAGGAGGUUGUCGAGGAUCUAGACGAUCCUCGUCGACGUCGUGGUAGCAUGCCCGUGAAGAAGACGCAGUCCAAGCGACCGUCGUUUAUUGCAUUUUCUAAGCAGCGGACCUCACUCCCUGCUGGUGCCCCUCCUCUACCGCCACUACCAACCUGGCACGGGUCACCUUUCCAAGGCCAGAUGACACCAGAAGAAAUCAGUGUCGAUCCUCUUGACAGCACUCUCCCCGAGCCUCGUAAUCAGUACCUGAGCAUGCAGAUGGAGAUGGCUUCCCCUGCUGUUAAGGAGACUGAGCGGAGGAUCAGCGAGUCCAGGCUCAAACGAGUCUGGAAGAUUCUCACAUGCCGUCCAGCCAAGUGA